AUGCAACGUAUCGCUUUUUCUAGCUUAAAUAUUUUUCCAAUAUUUUUAACAAAAUAUGAUAAAAUAUUAAUACGUAAAUUUUGUACUAAUUUGAAAGAUAAUGGUAAAAUUAUUAAUGCAUAUGAUAAUGAAAUAAAAAAGGGUAAUUUAAAAAAUGAUGAAUUUCAGAGAAAUAUUAUAUAUAAUAUUGAUAAAUUACAUAAUAAUGUAAUUUCUUUAAAAUAUAAUAAUACAUCAACAAAUUUUACAUAUGGAUUAUUUUCAAAAAUAUUAAAUAAAAAUAAAAAAGUUUUAUUACAAAAUUCACCUAAAGGAAUAUAUCUAUGGGGUACUGUUGGAUGUGGAAAAACAAUGUUAAUGGAUCUUCUUUAUACAAAUAUUGAUAUUAAAUCAAAAAAAAGAAUUCAUUUUCAUUCAUUUAUGCAAAAUUUUCAUAAAAAAUUACAUCAAUUAAAAUUAUCAUUAGAUUCUAAUAGUACAUCAAAACAUCAAGAUCAUUUAGAUUUACUACCAAAAAUGGCUGAUGAAAUAAUUAAUAAAUCAAAAUUUUUAUGUCUUGAUGAAUUACAGGUAACUGAUAUUGCUGAUGCAAUGAUUCUUAAAAGACUUUUUAAAGAAUUAUUUGAUAGAGGAUUAAUAUUAUUUUGUACCUCAAAUAGAAUUCCAGAUGACUUAUAUAAAAAUGGUUUACAAAGACAUCAAUUUAUUCCAUUUAUUGAUCUUAUAAAAGAUAAAUGUCUUAUACUUAAUUUAGACUCAAAAAUAGAUUAUCGUCUCUUAACAUCAUCUAAAAAUUCAACUAAUAGAUGUUAUCAUAUUAAUGAUUCUAAUAAUGAAACAUCAAAACAAAUUGAUAAUAUUUUUAAAAUAUUAAUUAGUAAAGAAAAUGAAAGAAUUGGAAAAAAAACACUUCGUAUAUUAAAUAGAAAUAUAGAAGUUCCUAGAUGUGCUGGAAGAGUUGCUGAUUUUUCUUUUGAAGAUUUAUGUAUUAAACCAUUAGGUGCUAUGGAUUAUUUAGUUUUAGCAAAUACAUUUCAUUCAAUAAUAAUUAGAAAUGUACCUCAAUUUAAUGAAACAUUAAUAAGUGAAUGUAGAAGAUUUAUAACUAUGAUUGAUACAUUUUAUGAUCAAAAAGUUCGUGUAAUAAUAUCUGCAGAUGUCAUAUUAGAUGACUUAUUUAAAUUAAAUCAAAAAAAUCAUACUUUAAGUGAUUCUCAAAGAUUUUUAAUGGAUGAUCUUCAAAUUAAAGAUAAAGAUAAAUCAGUUAAUAUAUUUACUGGUGCUGAAGAAUUAUUUGCAUUUGAUAGAACUAAAUCAAGAUUAAUUGAAAUGAGUUCUGAUUCUUACUGGAAACAUCGAGAACCUUCAGGAUAA
Messenger RNA from Strongyloides ratti, 1374 nucleotides. Its product is annotated as Lactation elevated protein 1. The coding region runs from base 1 to 1374 and encodes 457 amino acids. The record is from RefSeq and is a predicted model, not a curated record. Gene Ontology annotation, molecular function: ATP hydrolysis activity; ATP binding. The transcript has 3 exons. Gene Ontology annotation, cellular component: cytoplasm; mitochondrion. Lineage: Eukaryota; Metazoa; Nematoda; Chromadorea; Rhabditida; Strongyloididae.